AUGGCUCAGGGUUGGGCCGGCUUCUCUGAGGAGGAGCUGCGGCGACUAAAACAGACUAAAGAUCCGUUUGAACCACAGCGGCGUCUCCUUGGGAAGAAAAGUCGACAGCAACUUCAGCGAGAAAGAGCCCUUCAAGAGCAAAGUCAAAAAUUUGGACUUCAAGAUGGGUCAGCCUCAUUACCUCCAGAGCAGCUGCUCUCUGCACCAAAACAAAGAUUUAAUACUCAGAGACCAUGUUCUUCUGCUCCUACUCCCCUUACACUCACCUUUCCUGUUGGUGAUGGAAAACCACAGGGUACUGAAAGUCAACAAAAGGAACUGGGACUUAAGAAUUCCCAUGAAGUUCACAAAAAUGCUGAGGUUCUGCCUCCAAAACCAGAUUGCCAACUGGAAAAAAAGAAAGUGGAAUUGCAAGAAAAAUCUCGUUGGGAAGUCCUCCAGCAAGAACAGCGGCUGAUGGAAGAGAAAAAUAAACGUAAGAAAGCUCUUUUGGCUAAAGCUAUUGCAGAAAGAUCUAAAAGAACUCAGGCAGAAACCAUGAAACUGAAGAGGAUCCAGAAGGAGUUACAGGCUUUAGAUGACAUGGUGUCAGCUGACAUUGGAAUCCUCAGGAACCGGAUUGAUCAGGCCAGCCUCGACUAUUCAUAUGCUCGGAAGCGGUUUGACAGGGCUGAAGCAGAGUACGUGACGGCAAAGCUGGAGCUGCAGCGCAAGACGGAGCUUAAAGAGCAGCUCACUGAGCACCUUUGCACAAUCAUCCAGCAGAACGAGCUCCGCAAGGCCAGGAAGUUGGAGGAGUUGAUGCAGCAACUGGAUGUGCACGCCGAUGAAGAGACUUUGGAGCUCGAGGUGGAGGUGGAGAGACUGCUGUGUGAACAAGAAGCAGAAGCAAGGAAACAAGUGGUUCAUUUAGAGAGGUCAUUUCAGCCGUCUGGGGAGAGUGUGACCUUAGAGUUGGCUAAAGAGGACAAAAAGCCUCAAGACCAGACUGCUUCCACAAAGGUAGACAAACUGGGGCAAAACUCCAAUAGCACUGCCCUUCUUGAUCCAGAGCGGCCAAACCAAGAGGAUGAAACUGCGGUAAAAGACAGUUCAGCUUCUCUCAUCACGUGA
This is a messenger RNA of Rangifer tarandus platyrhynchus (Svalbard reindeer), 1113 nucleotides long. The record is from the annotation of a GenBank genome assembly. Lineage: Eukaryota; Metazoa; Chordata; Mammalia; Artiodactyla; Cervidae.